Molecule: messenger RNA, 2183 nt
Organism: Mandrillus leucophaeus (drill)
Lineage: Eukaryota; Metazoa; Chordata; Mammalia; Primates; Cercopithecidae
Gene: ZNF732
Product: zinc finger protein 732
Exons: 7
Biological process (GO): regulation of transcription by RNA polymerase II
Cellular component (GO): nucleus
Molecular function (GO): DNA-binding transcription factor activity, RNA polymerase II-specific; RNA polymerase II transcription regulatory region sequence-specific DNA binding
Source: RefSeq, a predicted model, not a curated record
GGGGGCGGCAUCCGGGAUUAGGCGCGGCUUUUGCUUCUCGCUCCAGCUUGAGGUCGGUUAGGACCUCACCGUCCGACUUCCACCAGUCAGGGAGGCCUAGGUGAUUCGGGCAUAGCUUCAGCCUCCGUCGCUCUGUGACUUGCGCUUAUUGGAUGAUUCGUAGCUGAGACUCCGUGACACCCCUGAAGUGGGGAAAUGGAACACUUAACAUUCAGAGAUGUGGCCAUAGAAUUCUCUCCAGAAGAGUGGAAAUGCCUGGAUCCUGCACAGCAGAAUUUAUAUAGAGAUGUGAUGUUGGAGAACUACAGAAACCUGGUCUCCCUGGGUGUUGCUAUCUCUAACCCAGACCUGGUCACCUUUCUGGAGCAAAGAAAGGAGCCCUACAAUGUGAAGAUACAUGAGACAGUAGCCAAACACCCAGCUAUGUGUUCUCAUUUCACCCAAGACUUUUUGCCAGUGCAGGAGAUAGAAGAUUCAUUCCACAAACUUAUAUUGAGAAGAUAUGAGAAAUGUGGACAUGAGAAUUUACAAUUAAGAAAAGGCUGUAAAAAGAAGGUACAGAAAGCAGGUUAUAAUGAAUUUAGUCAAUGCUUGUCAACUACCCAGAGCAAAAUAUUUCAGUGUAAUGCACAUGUCAUAGUGUUUAGUAAAUUUUCAAAUUCAAACCAACAUAAGACAGGAUAUACUGGAGAGAAACACUUUAAAGAAUGUGGCAAGUCAUCUCAGAAGUUCUCAGACGUAACUCAGCAUAAAGGAAUUCAUGCUGGAGAGAAACCCUACACAUGUGAAGAAUGUGGCAAAGACUUUAAAUGGUCCUCAAACCUUACUAAGCAUAAGAGAAUUCAUUCUGAAGAGAAACCCUUCACAUGUGAAGAAUGUGGCAAAAUCAUUACCUCAUCCUCAAACGUUGCCAAACAUAAGAAAAUUCAUACUAGAGAGAAACUCUACAAAUGUCAGGAAUGUGGCAAAGCCUUUAAUAGGUCCACAACCCUUACUAAACAUAAGAGAAUUCAUACUGGAGAGAAACCCUACACAUGUGAAGAAUGUGGCAAAGCCUUUAGACAGUCCUCAGUUCUGAAUGAACAUAAGAGAAUUCAUACUGGAGAGAAGCCCUACAAAUGUGAACAAUGUGGCAAAGCCUUUAGACAAUCUGCAACCCUUAAUAAGCAUAACAGAAUUCAUACUGGAGAGAAACCCUACCCAUGUGAAGAAUGUGGAAAAGCCUUUAGUCGGUUCACUACCCUGAAUGAACAUAAGAGAAUUCAUACUGGAGAGAAGCCCCACAAAUGUGAAGAGUGUGGCAAAGCCUUUAUAUGGUCCACAGACCUAAAUAAACAUAAGAUAAUUCAUACUGGAGAGAAACCUUACAAAUGUGAAGAGUGUGGCAAAGCCUUUGGAUGGUCCGCAUACCUGAGUAAACAUAAGAAAAUUCAUACUGGAGAGAAACCUUAUAAAUGUGAAGAGUGUGGCAAAGCCUUUAUAUGUUCCAGAGCCCUGAAUAAACAUAAGACAAUUCAUACUGGAGAUAAACCUUACAAAUGUGAAGAGUGUGGCAAAGCCUUUGGAUGGUCCACAUACCUGAGUAAACAUAAGAAAAUUCAUACUGGACAGAAACUUUAUAAAUGCGAAGAGUAAUGUGGCAAAGCUUUUGGAUGGUCCACAAUCCUGAAUGAAAAUAAGAGAAUUCAUACUGGAGAAAAACCCUACAAAUGUAAAGAAUGUGGGAAAACCUUCAAACAGUCCUCAUACCUGAAUCAACAUAAGAAAAUUCAUGCUGGAGAGCAACCCUACAAAUGUGAAGAAUGUGGCAAAGCUUUUGGAUGGUCCACAACCCUGAAUGAACAUAAGAAAAUUCAUAUGGGAGACAAACCCUACAAAUGCAAAGAAUGUGGGAAAGCCUAUAAACAGCCCUCACCCAUGAAUCAACAUGAGAAAAUUCAUAAUGGAGAGAACCCCUACAAAUGUAAGGAAUGUGGCAAAGUCAUUAUGUCAUCAUCAAACUCUGCUAAACAUAAGAGAUUUCAUACUGGCGAGAAACCAUAUAAAUAUCUAGAAUGUCGUAAAACCUUUAAUAGCUUCACAACCCUAAUUAAACAGGACGAUUCAUACUGGAGAGAAACCCUACACAUGUGAAGAAUGUGGCAAAGCCUUUAGACAGUCCGGAAACCUUUAUGUACACAGGA